CCAGACGUGAUGUGCCGGAAACGUCAUGGCGGCAUGUGACGAGGCAUGGCGAUGUGAUGACGAGACCAAGGUUUCUAUUCGUGGUUUUGUAUAUGAAUCCAGACUCGGGCUCAAGUGAGUUUGGGACCUUCAUGUUGGAUGCAUAUACAUUCAACAACUUUGAACACUCAGUAGGCACGACACACUCUAUCACAUCCAAGCCACAACUACGCACCGAGACACAAUCACUGCAGUCGUAAUGUUCGUACACGCCAGAAACGAUGUCUUUGACACGAACCCUGCUUCAGGGGCACGGUCGCUCACCCAAGGCGGCUCAGAUUGGCUCUGGGCUGCUACCGCCAUCUUUGCCGUCUCGUUCCUCAUCUUACUCGUUCUCGGCCUCCGUCCUUGGCAUGGCGAGCGCAUCUUCCACUAUCUGUUCACCAUCGCCCUCCUUGUCGGCGCCAUCACCUACUUCGCCAUGGCCAGCGAUCUAGGAUGGUCCGUCGUAAGGCAGCAUCUCCGUGUCAGUGAAGCGGCAACCUACCAGGUCUUCUUUGCAAAGUACAUCUUCUGGGUGGUGGCGUUCCCCGUCAUUGUCAUCGCGCUGGGCCUCGCCAGCGGCGUCAGCUGGGCGACCAUUGUCUACAACAUCUUUUUGUCCUGGAUCUGGAUCAUCUCCUACCUCGUCGGUGCGUACACCCGCACUCGCUACAAGUGGGGCUUCUUUACCUUUGGCACCGUGGCGUACCUCCUCCUCGCCUACCAGACGUUGUGGUCCGGCUGGUCUGCCAGCAGGCGCUUCCCUCACCAACGCGACUACACCUUGCUUGCAGGCUACGCCAACCUCUUCUGGUUGAUCUACCCAAUCGCUUGGGCUGUCACCGACGGUGGCAACGUCAUUGGUGUCGCCCAGAUGGCAAUCUUCUUCGGCAUCCUUGAUGUGCUCCUGGUAUGUGGGCUCGCCUUUGCCUUCAUCUUCCUCUCGAAGCGGUGGGACCACGAAUUGAUGCGCCUGCACUUUACUCGGGAUGGCCGCAUCCCCCACGCGAGAGACUUCCACGACAAGCAUCCCGUCGGCGAACGAGUCGUCGGUGCUGGCGCUGGAACUGGAACUGGUGCAACAGCCGGAGCGGGUGAUGGUGUUGGUACCACUGCAGGCUAUGCGCAGCCCGUUUGAGAGCAUCACUGCCAACUACUGUCAGACCGCCCCGGCUGGAUAAUAGUCUACCGUCCCGGGUUGUCCAGGACACUCAUGCCCUGGGCGGGGCAACAACUAAUCUGCUGCCGGACCUUUAACACACUUUCAAUGGGGAGUGGAAGAGAAAGUGAUGGACACGACUAAUGUUUUUCAUGUGUGAUUUGUAACUCCGGGUUGCAUUAUUGUAACGUAUUUAUC
Emericellopsis atlantica is the source of this 1378-nucleotide messenger RNA. RefSeq lists its product as uncharacterized. Lineage: Eukaryota; Fungi; Ascomycota; Sordariomycetes; Hypocreales; Bionectriaceae. The transcript is spliced from 2 exons. Gene Ontology annotation, cellular component: plasma membrane; endoplasmic reticulum. The record is from RefSeq and is a predicted model, not a curated record. Bases 239 to 1159 code for a protein of 306 amino acids.